UACAUGUGUGUUUUCUUUUUGCAGAGCCCGAGGCUGCAAUUAGGAACAGACGUUUUAGACUCCAGGGUUGUAUAAGUAGGAAUAAGACAUUUCUGGUAUUUCUAGCGGCUUUUGUCAUUGUUGUGAGCUGUUUUAUAUACAUCGUAUAUAUUCAAACAAAAGCUAACAGGGAUUUGAUGGAAGUACUUCCAUCGUCAAAUGGAAUACUUAGACAGAUACAAUCAGACAAUACGCAGAAACAUUAUCUGAAUAUUGGAAUGCGCCAAGACUAUCUACUCCAAGAUUGUCAAGGGACUCACUUUAAACUUUCGUUUCCGAACAUCGACUAUGCUUUAAUGGGUUACAACAUAUUGCGUGGCUUUCCUCUUGCAACUGGGCAUGACCCUGGCUUUACGUACCCGAUCUUUGCUGCCAAUUACGAAAACGGAAAGCAAACAGCCGAUUGUCGCUAUAGGGUCCCACAAGGUCUUGUUGUGGUCCCGGACGUGUCGUGCAUUACGUCAUUUACAUCAAAAGUCGUUCAAACACUAUACGAGUUUGCAAAUUCACUAUCAGUGUCUGCCAGUGUAAGUGGUGGUGAAUGGGGUGUAAGCUUUUCUGCAAGCGCCGGUUACAAGGAAUCUUCGUCAGAAAUAUCAACUGGAGAGUCAGUUUACAUACUCUCUUCGGCAAGCUGCAAUUAUUACUUCAGCAAACUAGUCAAGCGGUCACCUCCACCACUAGAUCCUGUUUUUCUUAGCUGGGUCAAACGAUUAGAUAAGACAAAUUUAAUUGAUGUAUAUAUAGAAUUUUUUGACACAUAUGGUACCCACUUCCCUACUGAAGUCACAUUUGGAGCAAGAUUUACGUACGAACAUAAAAUGGAAUCAAAGAAAUACGAAAAUCAAAGUGAGAGUGGAGUCAACGUUGCUAUUUCUGCAAGCUACUCUGGUAUUGUUAGUGUUGGCGGAGGAUUUUCUAUGGAUUCUUCACAAAAACAAAAGGCUUCUGAAUUUUCAAAAUCAGUGGAAACGAAAACAAUUUCAGUUGGAGCAGCGCCUCCUGCAAACGGCGACGCAAUGACUUGGGCUUCAACUGUAAAGGAAAGUCCUGUACCAUCUAGUUACAAACUUGCAUCUAUAGAGGAGCUAUUUACAGAGAAGUAUUUGAAUGCUGCAGAAUUGAACGUAAAUCUCGCCCGUGUUGCAAGAACUAUCCGUGAAACAAAGCGUGAUUAUUGCCUAAGUUUGAUAUCUAAAGGUGAGGUGGAGUCAUGCGAAUUACUGUCUCCGGGAUUGAUGCUUGAUCGAACAAGACUUCAUAAACACUAUGAUUCAGUAGUUUUAUCGAACAAAGAAUGCAUCGACCAUUGUUUGAAGCUUAUUGACUGCGUUGCAAUUACAUUUUGUGAUUCUUGUGGAAGUCAAAAUAACCAUUAUCACACUUGCUACAUGUACAGCACAGCAAACUCAAUAUCUGCAGAGGCGGACUACAACUGGAAAGCCAUGCUGUUAAUCGGAAAAUCAAGCAAAAAACUUACACUCGAUGAAACAGAUAUUAAAGGUAGUCCAAGGCAGUUUGAUGCAGAAGAUAUAGACGACAGAAAGAAUAUCACUAUAACAAACUGUGAACAGUUUUGUAUGAAAGAUGCCCAUUGCAUUGCCUACAGCUAUUGCGAUUCCGGCGAAGUUGAACAAAAUUGCAAACUGUACAGUUCUGACAAUGUUAGGGGUUUUGAAGAAAAAUCAAGAACAACGACCAUCUUUGUUGCAAAAUAAGCAGAUCGAUCAAAU
This is a messenger RNA of Ruditapes philippinarum (Manila clam), 1772 nucleotides long. RefSeq lists its product as uncharacterized. Bases 177 to 1757 code for a protein of 526 amino acids. NCBI's taxonomy places the organism in Eukaryota, Metazoa, Mollusca, Bivalvia, Venerida, Veneridae. The transcript is spliced from 4 exons. The record is from RefSeq and is a predicted model, not a curated record.